Messenger RNA from Rhopalosiphum padi (bird cherry-oat aphid), 2336 nucleotides. Its product is annotated as delta(24)-sterol reductase-like. Gene Ontology annotation, cellular component: membrane; cytoplasm. The record is from RefSeq and is a predicted model, not a curated record. Gene Ontology annotation, biological process: steroid metabolic process. NCBI's taxonomy places the organism in Eukaryota, Metazoa, Arthropoda, Insecta, Hemiptera, Aphididae. Gene Ontology annotation, molecular function: Delta24(24-1) sterol reductase activity; FAD binding.
UUUAAUUAAAUUAAAUGUGUAUCAAUAUUUUAUGAAAAAACAUAUGUAAGCAGACAUGCAGUAUAAAGUUGCCAGCAUUUGUCUAAUCUAACCCUAAGCUCUUUUACUCCUUAUAGUAUUUAAAUUUUAAAUUUAAAGGCUGCAAGUAAUAACCUAAAUUAAUUUUAUCAACUUCGAUAUACUCAAACAGAAAGAUCAUUCAAAUACUGACAUGUACUCGGAUACUUUAAUGGAAUACGUGUUGGUGAACUACCGAUGGGUGUUUGUAGUAUUCUUCCUCUUGCCUUGUACCGUUUUGGGAAAGAUGUGGGCUGCCUUCGAAAAAAAUUCAUGGUCACGCCGCCGUUGUACCGGAAUUGACCACGAUAAAAAAGUUGAAAACAUUCAGCGCGAGAUACAGCAUAGAAAUUUAUAUGCUCCAGACCGUGUAAUGUGUACGGCCAGACCUAGUUGGAGAAGCAUGACUCUGGCUGAAAUGACGUACAAGAAACGCAUGUUCAACAUAAACGUCCAUUUGGAUGAAAUGAUUUCCAUCGAUAGUCACAAUCGAACAGUCAGGGUUGAACCGAGUAUUACAAUUGGUCAGUUAAUUCCAAUACUGAUCCAAUCGGGGUGGACAAUACCCGUUGCCGUGGAAUUGGAAGAUUUGACUAUCGGUGGAUUAGUUAUGGGCAUAGGAUUGGAAUCUUCGUCUUUUAAGUUCGGGUUGUUUCAUAAAACGUGUACGCAAUACGAACUUGUCACAGCUAACGGUGAUUUGAUCACAUGUACAGAGUCAGAGAAUCCAGACGUUUUUGAAUGUAUUCCAUUUUCAUAUGGCACACUCGGAUUUUUGACCGCUAUCAAUAUCAGAAUAAUACCGGCAAAAACAUAUGUCAGACUUAAGUAUCGUCCGAUUAGUUCUUUGGAAAAAAUUCAAUCCAGCCUCAUCUCGGAAACACUUGAUGUAGAAAACAAUGAUUUUGUCGAGCUAUUAAUGUUUAGUAAAAAUGAUGGCGUUCUGAUGACUGGAAAAAUGACAGACGCCAAUCAAGACUCAAAAAAUGUCAACGAAAUUGGUCGAUUUUAUAAACCAUGGUUUUUUAAACACGUCGAGUCAUUUUUAUUAUCACGGAAGAAUGCUGAAGAAUAUAUUCCUUUAAAAGAUUAUUACUUUAGACAUAAUAAUUCUUUAUUUUGGGAAGUACAGGAUAUAAUACCUUUCGGAAAUCAUCCAGUAUUUCGUUAUCUAUUGGGAUGGAUAAUGCCAGCAAAAGUGGCACUACUAAAAUUAACACAAACAGACACUAUUAAACGAUUGUAUGAUGAACAUCAUUUCAUAGAUGACUUCAUACUACCUAUUUCAAAUUUGAAAGAGUCUGUGGAAAAAUUUCAUGAACAUUUGAAUAUUUAUCCUAUUUGGGUAUGCCCAACGGUUUUAAAUCCAGGCCACGGUCUUGUACAUUCACAUGCGCCAGUAGACAAAAUGUAUAUUGAUAUUGGUUUAUAUGGAGAGCCCAAAGUGUCCAAUUAUAACUCGGGUAUCGCGAAGGAUUUGGAACUAUUUGUACUAAAGUUGAAAGGGUUUAAAAUGAUGUAUGUUGGUACUUCUUUGAAGUAUAUGAGUUCAAGAAAAUGUUUAAUCAUUGUUUGUAUCAGAGUACAAGAAUGCUGCUUAAUUGUAAAAACAACUUUCCGGAAGUCUACGACAAAGUGAAUAAGAAAGUUAGAAGAUAAUAGUAUCUCAAUACUCUUUAUGAAAUUAAAAUCAAAGAAUGUUAAGAGAAUGUUUGUGCACUGUUUGUUUUAUUUCUCUGGCCCAUGCGCAACAUAGACAAAACACAUUUACGCAGAAUCAUUUUUUUAAUGUUUUUGAGUUACCUUAUCAUAGAGUAAAAUUAUUCAAUACAAAAACGAUGGAGAAUAAUAUUUUGAGUGUAUGACAUAUCGAUAUGACUAAAUAUUGUCUCAAAACAAUUUAAAUAUAUAAAUUUUUUUUUAUUUUGAAAGUCGUAUACACAAUCAAAUACAAUAAAAUAUAAAACCGAUAUGUCAUUCCCUCAAAAAGAUAUCCUCUAUAAUUUUUAUAAUAGGUGAUGUUACUCUAAGAUUACUCAUAAAUCAUAAAAAAAAAGAAAAGAUUUUAGGUGAGUGUUUAAUGUUUAUCUAUGUUGAGCGUGGGUCUGAGUGAGAAAACUAAUAUUGCGUAGACAUCCUUUCAACAUUUAAGAUCAUCUCUGAUAUUCAAUUAGAUAACAUUUAAAUUUUCAUUAUGUAUCAAGUGAUGUAAAGUUACUAAUUUAUUGAACAUAAUUUAUAUUUGUUUUUUACUGAAUAAAAACUAAUGUCAAACAGUA